AUGUGUCCUGUCAUGUCCUGGCUGCUCUGCCUGUGCCUCUGGGUCAGUGUGACGGCCAUCCAGCUGUGUCAGGCCACUUUCUACGACACCAUCCAGCAGCAUCAUGGGACGCGGCCCGGACGAACCACCAUCCACAUGAUCGAGGGGGGCACAUGUGAAGUGAUCGCUGCUCACAGAUGCUGUAAUAAGAAUCGAAUUGAGGAGCGGUCGCAGACGGUCAAGUGCUCUUGUCUCCCGGGGAAGGUGGCUGGAACCACGAGAAACAGGCCUUCAUGUGUAGACGCAUCCAUAGUAAUUGGGAAGUGGUGGUGUGAGAUGGAGCCUUGCCUGGAGGGGGAGGAAUGCAAGACGCUACCUGACAACUCAGGCUGGAUGUGCUACGCCGGCAACAAGAUCAAAACCACAAGGAACACUCAGCCAUACACGACAUCAACAUAUUAACACUCGGCAGAAAAGAUGCAAGGGAACGCCUCUGCUGCGAAGGUUAAUCUGCAGCAUUGUCACAGGACCAAUUAUAACAAAGACAAUGAACCUAUUGUUGCUUUAAGAAACAUGAACACUUCCCUGAUUAAAGUGUAAAAAGAUGUAGAAUACAUAAAGCACAUCCCUGCUCGAGGCUACUGAAAAUACUGAGGCUCCAAGCUGUCUGCGGGGAACUUCAUCAUAACCUUGUAAUGAAUAGAUUUUCAUCAUUUCCUUCCAACUCUGAGAUGGAGACGAGUCUGUGCAUUUGGAUUAUUAUCUGGAGAGCAUCUGACGUCUCUUCCUCAGACAUCAGCGAGACAGAUGUGCGGCACAAAGCGGCAAACAGGAGACGAAUACAUCAAAGGACACUGGGAUGAGCGAGUACUGUAGUUGACAGCCCUCAGGA
Cheilinus undulatus (humphead wrasse) is the source of this 871-nucleotide messenger RNA. Its product is annotated as chemokine-like protein TAFA-1. Gene Ontology annotation, molecular function: receptor ligand activity. Lineage: Eukaryota; Metazoa; Chordata; Actinopteri; Labriformes; Labridae. The coding region runs from base 1 to 441 and encodes 146 amino acids. The transcript has 5 exons. Gene Ontology annotation, biological process: neuroblast differentiation; regulation of neuroblast proliferation. The record is from RefSeq and is a predicted model, not a curated record.